This is a messenger RNA of Archocentrus centrarchus (flier cichlid), 3577 nucleotides long. It is a transcript of the gene dis3, whose product is annotated as DIS3 exosome endoribonuclease and 3'-5' exoribonuclease. Gene Ontology annotation, biological process: rRNA catabolic process; nuclear mRNA surveillance of mRNA 3'-end processing. The record is from RefSeq and is a predicted model, not a curated record. Gene Ontology annotation, molecular function: RNA binding; endonuclease activity; 3'-5'-RNA exonuclease activity. Lineage: Eukaryota; Metazoa; Chordata; Actinopteri; Cichliformes; Cichlidae. Gene Ontology annotation, cellular component: cytoplasmic exosome (RNase complex); nuclear exosome (RNase complex).
GCCACGGGUUCCGAUUAUGUGGCGUUGGCUACAGCGCCCUCUGUAGUAAAUAAGCGUGAAGUGCAAUCACAACCAAUUUCUCUUUCGUUGGUUACGUUGCACCGCUGUGCAGUACCCCCUCCAAACACGGGGGUCGCUAUGAAAAUGACAGUGACAAUCCUACUGCGUCCUGCAAGAAUUUGUUUUCGUCGAACAAUUAGAUGGGCAGCCAAAAGUAACCGCAGCCGUUUGUAAAUUUUACAAAAAGGUGAAAAAUACCGCUGUGUUUUGGAGCAUAACGUGGCGUAUUUUUAUUCAGUAUGAUUUCUAAAUGCAGAGGAAUACAGAUGGAAAUAUAAAUGACUAAAACACGUGAAGUUAGACUUUAUGGUUUUCAAAACACUUGGAAAGUUUUGUCGGACCACAGAGGUAGUUUACACAUGGGGAGCUAAAGGCUGGCUAUCAGGGUGGUAGGAGAAAACAUCAGAAUUUAUCUGUUUUUGGUCUUUUAUCGUCAUUAUGUUGAAGUCUAAAACCUUCGUUAAGAAGACCCGGUCGGGUGGGGUGAUGAAGGUAGUGCGUGAGCAUUAUCUGAGGGAUGAUAUUUGGUGCGGUAGCGAAGCUUGCACUGAGUGCAAACAGGAGUCCACGGUGCUGCAGAAAGACGCAUGUAUGGAGAGCAGUCUCUGCUCCUAUCCACAUUAUCUGGUUCCUGACACCAAUGUGGUGCUUCAUCAGAUCGACAUAUUGGAAGAUCCUGUGAUUCGUAAUGUGAUUAUCCUUCAGACUGUACUGCAGGAGGUACGCCACCGUAGCGCACCUGUCUAUAAGCGCCUGAAGGACAUCAUACAUGCGAAAGAACACUUCUACACUUUUACCAACGAACACCACAGAGAGACAUUCAUUGAACGUGAACCAGGUGAGAGCGCCAAUGACCGCAACGACCGUGCAAUUCGCGUGGCAGUCAGAUGGUACAGUCAGCACCUGAAGACAUUUGAGUCUGACACAGAUGGUCUCAAGGUGGUCCUCCUCACCAAUGAUCAAGGAAACAAGGAAAAGCAGGAGAAUGGCCUGCUGGUGCACAAAUGUGAAGAGUAUGUCAAGAGUCUGAUAGCAAAUCCCGAGCUUGUUGAUCGCCUGGCCUUGUCCAAUGAUGACAAGAAUGAAAUUACAAGCAGUAAAGUGUUAUUUCCAGAGCACCUUCCCCUGUCCAGAAUCCAGGCAGGAAUUAAAAGUGGCUCCUUCCUCCAAGGCACCUUUAGGGCCAGCAGGGACAACUAUUUGGAGGCAACAGUGUUUGUCCAGGGAGAGGGAGAAGACAGCACAGAGGUUCUCAUCCAGGGUCUUCAGAACCUCAACAGAGCAGUGCACCAGGAUGUGGUUGCUGUGCAGCUUUUGCCAAGGAAUCAGUGGGUGGCACCGUCGUCAGUUGUGCUGCAGGAUGAAGGCACAGCAAAGGAUGAUGAGGAUGCUGAAGAAGGGGGGCAGUUGAGGAUAGCAGCAGCCGAGGCCGCUAGGAAGCCCACGGGGAAGGUAGUGGGAAUCAUUAAGAGGAACUGGAGGCCAUUCUGUGGCAUGCUGAAUGCUUCCCAUAUCAAAGAGUCCACUCGGCAUCUUUUCACCCCAGCAGACCGCCGUAUCCCACGUAUUCGCAUUGAAACACGGCAGGCAUCCACACUGGCAGGCCAGAGGAUCAUGGUGGCCAUCGAUGGCUGGCCAAACUCCAGAUAUCCAAAUGGUCAUUUUGUACGCAGUUUGGGAAGCGCAGGGGAGAAAGACACAGAAGAGGAGGUGCUGCUACUGGAGCACGAUGUUCCACAUCAGGCUUUCUCUCAGGCAGUGCUCAGUUUCCUUCCUAAGAUGCCAUGGGCCAUCACACCAGAGGACAUGGGGAAGAGGGAGGACUUGAGGCCGCUGACAGUGUGCAGUGUGGAUCCUCCAGGAUGUACAGAUAUAGAUGAUGCUCUACACUGUAGAGAGCUGGAAAAUGGUCACCUUGAGGUGGGCGUCCACAUUGCUGAUGUCAGCCACUUCAUCAGGCCUGGCAAUGCUCUAGACAAAGAGGCAGCAAACCGUGGCACCACAGUGUAUUUGUGUGGCAAGAGGAUAGACAUGGUUCCUGAACUGCUCAGCUCCAAUCUUUGUUCUCUACGGUCCAACGUGGACAGACUCGCCUUUUCAUGUAUCUGGGAAAUGAACCAAAAGGCUGAAAUUCUAAAGACUCGAUUCACAAAAAGCGUCAUUAACUCUAAGGCUUCUCUGACCUAUGCUGAGGCCCAGAUGAGGAUUGAUGACACCAGCAAGAAUGAUGAUAUAACAAAGAGCCUACGGGGUCUCAACAAACUGGCCAAAAUCCUCAAGAGGCAGCGGAUAGAGAAAGGGGCAUUGACACUGUCCUCUUUAGAGGUCCGUUUUCAUAUGGACAGUGAAACCCACGACCCCAUUGAUCUCCAGACCAAAGAACUCAUGGAGACAAACUCAAUGGUUGAGGAGUUCAUGUUGCUGGCCAAUAUUUCAGUUGCUCAGAAGAUUUAUGAUGAAUUUCCAGAGUGCGCUCUGCUGAGGAAACACCCAGCACCACCUCCAUCUAACUACGACAUCCUGAUCAAAGCUGCAAAGUCUAAGGAGGUCGAGAUCCACACAGAUUCAGCAAAGGCACUGGCUGAUUCCCUUGAUGCAGCCAAAGUGGAUGGCUUCCCAUACUUUAACACGCUGCUGCGCAUCCUGGCCACUCGCUGCAUGAUGCAAGCUGUCUAUUUUUGUUCUGGCAUGGACAGCGAUUUCCAUCAUUAUGGCCUUGCCUCACCAAUUUAUACGCACUUCACGUCUCCUAUUAGGAGGUACGCAGAUAUCAUUGUGCACCGUCUGCUGGCAGUGGCCAUAGGAGCAGACAGCACCUACCCAGAUUUAAUGGAACACAAAGAGUCAGCCCUCUGCAAUAACCUCAACUACAGGCACAAAAUGUCUCAGUAUGCACAACGGGCUUCUGUGGCCUUCCACACACAGUUGUUUUUCAAGAGCCGAGGAAUACUGAACGAAGAAGGAUUCAUUCUGUUUGUGAGGAAGAAUGCAAUCAUUGUACUCAUCCCAAAGUUUGGCUUGGAGGGAACAGUGUUCUUUGACACAAAAGACAAAGUUUCCCCAAAUAAAGUGUUUGAGGAAGAGGGUCCCACUCUGACUGUGGAGCAACACAAGUUCCACAUAUUCGACAAGGUGAAGGUCACCAUCAGCCUAGAUGACUCCAAUAUUCAGCACCAGAAGAUCCGCAUGGCUCUGAUUGACCCAGUGAUCCCCGGUGUGAGUGUUCCAGCCCCAGAUGCCGAAACCCCAGCUAAGAAACAAAAACUGGACCGCUGACAGAAAGGACCACGUUAUUUUUUACCUGGACCACGUGAUCUUCCAGAUUAAGAAACAUGCAGUCUGUAAAGGAAUUGGACUAUUUGAUACCAUUGAGUGUUAUAUUUUGAGCAAAGACGCCCUUCUCUAACAUGCACCAUUCUGCUCUUUUAUGAUUUCAAAUAUUUCUUCAAAAUGGACAGGUGCAAGAAAGAGUAAGCUAUAUUACAGUGUAAUAGGCAGCUCAUUAAAAUGAUUUUUU